Molecule: messenger RNA, 474 nt
Organism: Bursaphelenchus okinawaensis
Lineage: Eukaryota; Metazoa; Nematoda; Chromadorea; Rhabditida; Aphelenchoididae
Source: the annotation of a GenBank genome assembly
AUGGGUCUACAACCUUCAUUUGAACAAAGUUUGUUUAGCCUUAAAUGUAGUCAUUGUUGUUAAUGUUGAACUGGCGUCGUUUUGGUGCUUUGUUUAUCGAUUUUUGAAGGCAAGUUUCUUGGAAAGAUUUGGAUUUAAAAACGCCGGUUGCUUUUUUUAAUAGCCAAGACUAAGGCUAAGGCUAAGGCUAAGGCUAAGUCUAAGGCUAAGGCUAAGGCUAAGGCUAAGGCUAAAGCUAAGGCUAAGGCUAAGGCUAAGGCUAAGGCUAAGGCUAAGGCUAAGGCUAAGGCUAAGGCUAAGGCUAAAGCUAAGGCUAAGGCUAAGGCUAAGGCUAAGGCUAAGGCUAAGGCUAAGGCUAAGGCUAAAGCUAAAGCUAAGGCUAAGGCUAAGGCUAAGGCUAAGGCUAAGGCUAAGGCUAAGGCUAAGGCUAAAGCUAAGGCUAAGGCUAAGGCUAAGACUAAGUCUCAUGUUUAG